Molecule: messenger RNA, 1814 nt
Organism: Papaver somniferum (opium poppy)
Lineage: Eukaryota; Viridiplantae; Streptophyta; Magnoliopsida; Ranunculales; Papaveraceae
Product: AAA-ATPase At3g28580-like
Exons: 2
Coding region: 193-1653 (486 amino acids)
Molecular function (GO): ATP binding; ATP hydrolysis activity
Source: RefSeq, a predicted model, not a curated record
CUGAAAACUCUAUAUAAGUGUCUGUAUGAAUCGAGGCAUAUGAGAAGAAGACUAACGAGUUUAGGGUUCUUCUGAACUCAUGCCAAAUCUACCGAUUUUUCCUUUGUCUUCAAGGGUUUACUCAAAACAUUCAAGGGUUUUGAAUCUCACUCAAAAUUUGAAGAGAGGAAUCGAUAUAACUAGCAAUUUUAGAUGCCGUUGAGUUCAGUCCUUUUAAGUUCGCUCGUUUCAUCACCAACGAAAAAAAGGAGCAGGGCAAAAAUGUGGAUGAGAACAAGUAUGAUAAUGGGUAUUAUAAUGUUCGUGUACCAGAUGGUGCAGCCAUUAAUCCUAACGACGAUUCGACCGUUCAUCCUGAGGUAUUGCUCUAGGUACAUCCAGAAAUUUAUUGCAUGCACAAAUCCAUAUAUUGAAAUAAGCAUCGAUGAAUGCACUGGAGAACAUUUCAGAUUAAGUGGAGUUUAUGUUGCAAUUCAGGCUUAUCUUAGGCCUAAAACUUGUGAACUUGCAAGAAAAAUGAAGGCUCAGUUUGGUACUAAUAAGAAGCUAAUUCUUACCAUGGCCGACUAUGAAGAGAUAGUUGAUGAGUUUGAAGGUAUUAAAAUUUGGUGGUAUGUAGGCAAGACUGUUUCUCAAAGACCUAUUGCAUCGGAUUUUGAACAUCGACACUUAAGCCUUCAGUUUCAUCGUCAGCAUCGUGAAAUCAUUACGGGUUCAUAUAUGUAUCAUGUCAUCAAGGAAGGAGAAGCAAUUUUGCGUGAAAACCGGCAGAGAAAGUUGUAUUCUAACAACAGGACAUCGUGGAACCGUCUUGUGUUUGAUCACCCUGUGAAGUUCGAACACAUUGCUAUGGACCCAGUGAAGAAGAAAGAAAUUAUCGAUGAUCUCAUUAGUUUCAGCAAUGGGAAAGAAUAUUAUGAAGGGAUUGGUAAGGCGUGGAAGCGUGGGUAUCUCUUGUAUGGGCCACCAGGGACAGGGAAAUCUAGUAUGGUUGCUGCCAUGGCUAAUCUUUUGAAUUACGACAUAUAUGACCUUGAACUGACGGCUGUGAAAGACAACGGUGAUCUCAGAAUACUCAUGCAUGAAACUUCAAAGAAGUCUAUCAUAGUAAUGGAAGACAUCGAUUGUUGUCUCGAUAUCACCAAGAAACGUAAUGAUUCAGUUAGUAAGAAAGACAAAGAGGUGGCUGAUAGUAUUGAGAGCAGGGUUACAUUGUCAGGGCUUUUGAAUGUCAUUGAUGGUUUAUGGUCUGCCUCCAGUGGUGAACGAAUUAUUGUGUUUACAACUAACCAUAUAGAGAAUAUUGAUCCUGCUCUCAUUCGAAAAGGUCGGAUGGAUAAACACAUUGAAAUGUCUUAUUGUUGCUUUGAAGGGUUCAAGGUAUUGGCCAAGAAUUACUUGAAACUUGAUUCACAUGAGUUAUUCGAGACGAUAGAAAAUCUGAUCAGUCAGGAACAGAUUACUCCUGCAGAUGUUGCCGAGCAUUUAAUACCCAAAACUAUCAAUAAGGACCCGGAACAUUGCUUGAAGAACUUAAUUCAAACACUUGAGAAAAGAAAAGAAGAUCGAGUUGCUAAUCAGCAAGAAGAACCAAAAGCUGAGGAUAAAUCAGAGAUACCAAAUCCACAAGAGGUAGAGGAAAAAACAGAUUAGUUUCUUAAGGGGUAUCUUAGAGCCCUACAAGAUACUUGCAUAUGAAAGACUUAAGUUUGUAAAUCUGUAUUCAGAGCCCUAAAGAAACCUGAGCAGAUAGACUUCCAAAUCAUGCCAGCAUUCAGAGUGCUCUAGUAUUUUCUCUUUCAACUUGAAACGCA